Oryza sativa Japonica Group (Japanese rice) is the source of this 6106-nucleotide messenger RNA. RefSeq names its product protein TORNADO 1. NCBI's taxonomy places the organism in Eukaryota, Viridiplantae, Streptophyta, Magnoliopsida, Poales, Poaceae. Gene Ontology annotation, molecular function: protein binding. The record is from RefSeq and is a predicted model, not a curated record.
GUGAUUGGAUGAGAAGUGGAGGUAGGUGGAAAAAUUGAAUGGUGGAGGGUUGUGAUUGGUUGGGAAGAGAAUGUUAGUGAAAAAGUUGUUAUAUUUUGGGACAAAUCCUGAAGGCUAAAAGCUGUUAUAUUUUGGGUCGGAGGGAGUAUUUAAUGCUAUCUCAUAGGCUCAUAGCCAUGUCUUUAAAAUCAUGGAUUUCCUGUACCACGGCAAUCCUGAUCGUUUAACCUUGAUUAUUGGUCUGCAAACAUGGUCACUCAAAUCAUCACAAAUGCUGUGUCUUAAUUCUAUCUACCCCAUGUCCUCAUCUUCGGUGUAAGAUUGGUUCAGUGCUUCCAACUAGUAUGCCUAAAAUGUAGCAUAUGUUGUUUACAACUUUACGUCAUGCUUAAAAUCAUUUGGGCACUGCAUAGUGUAGCAAUGGUUUUACCUGCUUCCUCUGGAAUUAUCAGCUUGUAGUCUUGCUCAUGGAUUUCUGAUUAAAAUCAAUACUGGACCAAGUAGCUAUUAAAUGUUGGGUUAUAACUAUAUACUUGCUGUCUUGGCUUUGUACAUCCGUGUUGGAUGUAGAAACCAGGUUUUAAUCCAUUAUCUAAAAAAAUAUUCUACCUGUCUGCCGUCUGGCCUCUUUAAUGCAUUGUAGGAAACCGUCCCAGUCGCUCACUUUACCGUUAAAACAAGUUGCAGUAUGAACAAUGGAAAUUAUUCUUAUUGAAGUUAACUUGCACAACAAAAAUAUCUUGAAGUAUUGGAGGAACAUUUCAUCUCUCGUGUUCCAAGUAAUGUAGUCCCCAUAAAGACAAACUAUCUGUCAAGCAUAUUUUUCAUUUUCAUUUACUGAAUGACCAGGGAAAGAAACCGCGCUAACAAGGAAGUUUUCUUCUUCUGUGCUUUACUCAUUGGUGUAUCAGGGAACCACUUCAAAAUGACACGAAUCAUGACCUGCAAGAUGGCAUGAAGUGAUUGACAUAAUAUUAACAAUGAUUGAUGUUCGUAUUAGUAGACAACAUAAGUAAUCAUGUUUUGGUGUUAUCCAUGCUCUGAGUAAGAUGUUUCCUGAUUCUAAAGAGCAGAGUUUUCUGCAUGCAAUUGGAAUAAUUACAACUGUAUCUAAAAUAAAUGACCUCACAUACACAUUAAAGGAAAAAGGUUAACUGGUUUCUGUAAAAAUGAUAUGCAAGUUUUUUCAGAGAUUGUAGAUGUAUUGAAUGUGUAGCUAUAAUAUAUAAUUUUUACAUGCUACCUAACAAACAAUAAAUGAAGAAAUUCCUUGCACAGAAUGUCAGAACAGUCUUAUUUUUUGUAUAGAGGGUUUAUUUCUCUCUUUUUGUUCUGCAACAUGUCCCCUUCUGCUGGGUCAUGAGUAUGCAUGAGCUUUUCUUUUGUACGGAUAUGCAUGUUCUGCAUUUUGUUCUUGCUACAAUGCUAGUAAUGUAUGUACCAGCAAAAAAGUGCUUCUAAUAAUAGGCCAGUGAAGUAUCAGAGUUUCAGAGGGCAAACAUACUUGGAUCCAGUUUGCACCACCAGGACCACAUGCCCAGCUGAGAGCUUGUUGCAGUACAUCAUCUGGAGUUUGCUCAUCUGCUAUGCACCAUUGUUUCUCCCAAUUGGGAUCCUCUGCUUGCAUUUAGAGGCGUCGCCUCUGAGCAUGGGUGACAAGAUGAUCACAAGAAAAUUAUCAUUCAAUCAAAAGGACAUGGAUGUCACAGAGAUUGAUUUGCAGGAUUACAAGGAUGUGGAUAGCAUUGCGUUCUACCAGGUUCCGACAAACGUGGGAUCUGGAAUGUCCAUGGAAAGCGAGAGAUUGGUAAGAGUUCAUGCAUGUACAGAUCACAAUGGUGUCAGUUUUUUGCACAAGUUGCUUCAUCGUCUUUUGGAGCACAAGGAGAUGUAUAGCAAUGUGGUGAACCUCCUAUUUCAUGGUAUUGAAUGGCAAACUGAGGGGGUGCAACUCCUGUGUUCAUUUUUAGGCCCUGGUUCAAGUGUGAAGCAGGUAGAAUUCCAAAAGAAUGUCUUUGGCACAAAAUCAUCAGCUGCUUUAGUCCCACUAUCAGAAAUGAUCCAAAGGAAUAACACCAUCAAGGCAAUUGUUUUUUCUGAGUGUAGAAUUGGAGCAUCUGGAGUCAAACUGCUAGCUUCAGCUUUGGCAUACAACAGGAGCGUGGAAGAGGUCCAGCUAUUGGAUGAUUCCAUAGGUGCUAAGGGAGCCGAAGAAUUCUCAAAGAUGAUUGAGGUAAAUUGUGUGUUGAAGCUGUUGGUCAUCCUUGACAAUAGCUCCAUUGCAGCAGCCCCGAUUUUCUCUGCUGUGCUUGCACGCAGCCGCAGGGUGGAGGUGCAUGUAUGGGGACACUGUCGUGAUACUAGAGGUGGCAUGAACAGUUGUAAAAUUGCUGAAUUUCAGGCUGGAACUGGAAGCUUGAGGAUUUACAACAAUAUUAAUUCCACAGGUCUACAAAGGAUUGCUUGUGCUAUGGCAUGGAACACCACAGUGACAACAUUGGACAUGUCAGGUGUACCAUUGAAGUCCAAGUGGACCAAAGAGCUCAGAGGAGUCCUUGAGCGGAAUAGGAUGCUGAAAACUGUCAAGCUCACCAAGUGUUGCCUCAGGGACAAAGCUGUUGUGUAUAUAGCUGCAGGCCUCUUCAAGAACAGCUAUUUGGAGAGCUUGAGUUUGGAUGGAAAUCGCUUUGGUGGAGUUGGUUUGGAGCAUUUACUGUGCCCACUGAGUACAUUUUCACCACUUCAGAGACAAGCCAAUCUCACUUUGAAGGUUUUGAGUUUUGGUGGACGGCAAACAAAUAUAGGAAGAUAUGGCAUAACAGCAAUCUUGCAGAUGUUGGAGACGAACCAGAGCCUACUUCAGUUGGCCAUAUGCGAUGAUGUAAGCUUGAGGCCAAAUGAUGUUGUCAGAAUCUUUACAAGCUUAGAAAGGAAUACUACUCUCCGAAACCUAUCAUUGAAAGGUUGCAGGGGAGUCGAGGGGGAACUAGUCUUGCAGACCAUUAUGGGCAUGUUGCAGGUCAAUCCUUGGAUUGAAGAAAUUGACCUGCAUGAAACGCCUCUGCAUGUUGCUGGUAAGACCAGAGAAAUUUAUGAGAAACUUGGUCAGAAUGGGAGUUCGGUUGUACCAAAUGAUUUGCUCGAUUUGCCACUAAGUGCACCUACUUGUUGCCAAGUUUUUCUCUGUGGUCAAGAAUUAUCAGGUAAAAGCACUUUGUGUAGCUCCAUAAAGCACUGCAUGAAUUCAAUGAAAUUGCCUCGCAUGGAUGAAAUAAGAACUUCAAAGACUCCAAUUGAGCAAAUGUCACACACCAAUGAGUAUGGGAUGAAUAUAAUUUUCGAUGGCAACACAAAAUUGACUAUGUGUAAUAUUGGUGGACCUGAGGAAAGUAUUCCCUUGCAUGAUUUCAUGUUUGUUGUGCAUGGUGGUCCAAGGAUUUUCAUGAUUGUAUCUAGUUUGAUUGGAAAGCCUGCUGAUAAAUAUCCAAAAAGCAUAGAUGUGAUUGAACAGGAGCUGAUAUACUGGUUGAAGUUUGUUGCUUCAAAUUCUAGGAGAAGAGUGUCGCACUCAUUUAUACCCUGUGUUACGAUAGUUCUCACACAUUAUGAUAAGGUAUCUCAUCUAGCAGAAGGGCUACAAUUGAUCGUUGCAGCUGUACAAAGACUCAGAGAAGACUUCUGUUCAUAUGCUGAAAUUUACCCCACCGUUUUUGUGGUAGACUCAAGAUCACAGGUUUCAGUAAGUAAGCUCACCCAUCACUUGCGAAAUACAACAAAGACAGUUCUCCAACAAGCUCCUCAAGUUUAUGAAGUAUGCAAUGAUUUGAUUAGGUAUUUGCAUAAUUGGAGAUUGAAGAAUGAUAAAUCAGUGGUCAAAUGGUCUGAGUUCUGCGAGAUAUGUCAGCUCAGCAUUCCAGUGCUAAGGUUGAGAUCAAGGCAUGAUAAUGCCGAGAAAUUAGACACAAGAAGACAUGCUGUUGCAAAGUCACUGCAUGAUUUAGGUGAAAUAAUAUUUUUUGAGGAGCUUGGAGUGCUGAUAAUGAACUGCGAAUGGUUCUGUCAAGAUAUACUCAGCCAACUAGGUGCAUUGAAAUCCAUCAAGAUAGAAAAUAGUGGUUUUGUCCGCAAACAAGAUCUGGAGAAGAUUCUGCAAGAGAAGCUGUGUAAUCAAAUUCAAAGAUCAAACUGGAGAGCUGGUGCAUCCUUGCAAUCUGGUGAUAUCAUUAAUAUGUUGUUGAAACUUGAACUGUGCUAUGAACAAGACCCUGGGAACCCAAACACAUUACUUCUAGUACCAGCUAUGCUUGAGGAAAGCAAAGAAGGGAUUCAACGGUGGCAGUUAACCAUGCCAGAGUGCAGAUAUGCUGGAAGGCAUAUGGAAUGUGAAGAUACACACAUGUUUCUGACAAAUGACUUCUUUCCAAGGCUACAGGUACGUCUGCACAAUAAAAUCAUGUGCCCUGGAAAUCAGCAAGGAGCAGUCUACAACUUGGAGAAAAACCUUAUUUAUACGGUGAUCGAUGGUGUCCAUGUAAGGGUUGAGCUGGGUAUGAAGUUGGGCUCAUCCAUAGAUGUACUUGCAUGCUCCACUAGAAAUGUUACAGACAUGGUGAGGCUUCUGCACAAGUCAGUAAUCACAACAAUACUAAAUAUGUCUCCCAGUAUGACAUUCAAGGAAAGCAUUAUCAGACCUGACUGUGUGAAAUAUCUCAUACCACAAAGGUUCCGUACAACUCAGCUGCUACCUGUCAAAAAAAUUAAGCACAUUCUGCUGUCAUUGCCGGCAGAAAGUUUUUACGAUUAUCAACAUACCUGGAGUGCAGUUGAAAACAAUAAAAGGGUCAUCUUAAUGUCAGGAUUAGAUCAUGCUAGAGAUCUUCUAUCAGACGAUGACUUCCAUGAUGUUUUGCAUCGUAGGUACUAUGAUCUACAGCAUCUUGCAACUGAACUUGCAGUGACCCCAGACAAUCUGCAACAAUCCGAAACUAUUGCUGAAUCGGAUGCAGUUGAUCCCUCCAUACUAGGCAUUGCCAAAGGUGUUGAGAUGGUUCUCCAAAGACUGAAGAGAAUAGAACAAGGAAUCCAGGACUUGAAGGAGGAAAUUGCAAGGCUGAGGUACUACGAGUAUCACCUUGUGACUGAACUCCACAGGAAAAUGGACUAUGUAAUGAACUACAGCAUUCAGCUGGAGGAUAGAAAGGUUCCUCAGCUGUUCUAUCUUGUAAGCUUGGACAGCCGUUCCAAGAAGCUUGUCACAAGAAUACUGCCUGGCAUGCGGUCCCUACGGGUACACAUGCUGUGCGAGUUCCGACAAGAAAUGCAUGUGUUGGAGGAUCAAGUCGGGUGCGAUCUGAUUCAGGUAGAUAACCGGGCAGUGCAAUCCUUGCUGCCUUACAUGAGCAAGUUCAUGAAACUGUUGACUUUUGCUCUGAAGAUCGGGGCGCAUUUCAUUGUCGGGAUGGGGGAGAUGAUACCUGACCUGAGCAGGGAGGUAGUGCACUUGCUGGACUCGUCAGUCAUGUAUGGUGCAACCACAUCAGCCUUAUCAUUGGGGGCAUUAGGCGCAGCGGCAAUGUAUGGAAAAGCGAGGAAUAACGGCAGCCAGAGUGGCACAAAUGACAUGGAGGAUGAUAUGAAAACGGCCAGACAGUGGCUUGUUGAUUUCUUGAAAGGUCAAGGGAUUUUGACAGGGAUGGACAUAGCACAGAGAUUUGGUCUGUGGCGCGUUAGGUACAGAGAUGACGGCCACAUUGCAUGGAUCUGCAGGAAGCACAUUGUUGCGAGAGCAGACGAGAUCUUUGAACUGCCACUCUGAACCAUCCAGGGUGCAGUUGGUUUCACGGCCACAAGGUGCCUAUCUGAUGUCCCUGUCCUUCUGUACUGAUGAUGACAACUGACGAGCUUGCAAUUGUAAGGGAUGGUGCCAUUGCUGAUUACAAGGAUCGCAUAUGGUAGGUACCUAUCAUAUGCUCUGUUCCAGUUUCUAUCACUCUGCUUCUGUCAAUGGUGUGUUUUUACAUUUUUCCUCUUUACUUCGUUGUUGUGGAUUCACGCUAGUAGAAAUAUUAAGUUUCUGACGGCAUAUUGUUUCCUGUUCAAUUGCUGA